UCGCCUUGGCAACAGCGCUGACUGACAACACUGUUUGCGUUUUGAUUUCCACUCAAGGUUUCUUCAUUGCAGUUAACAGCUCUCAAAAAUGGAUUCGGAAGGCCUUCAUUUAAACAUUGACUAUGUCGGGAGCAGUGGAAUUAUCUUGAGUCCAGAACAAAAAGCAGCUUUACAAACUUCUCUUGUUAUUCUGAAGAAUUCCGGCAAAUUUCACAGAGUUUAUUUCUGGGGGAAAAUUCUUGGCGUUAAAGAUGAUUAUUUCAUUGCACAAGGAGUUGGUAGAGAUGAAAUGGAAAACAGGAAAACAUUCUACAGCAAAGAUUGCGUACAUUGGGGUCUGUUGCCACCAGCGACUAAAGCUAUGAGGGAACAAAGUAAACUCGCCCAAGGAAGAUUUACUGGUGAUCCCUCCUAUGAAUUUGAGCACACAGAACAGAAAAAGUCUGAAGAUGGCGAGGAAGCUGGGGAGGAGGAGACAAUCACAAUCAAAGAGGAGGACAGGCUUUCCUCUGUUAUUGCCGAGAUUGAUGAAGAUGUGAAAAUUGUUCCACGGUCAGCUUUCAUCAAGACUCCAGAUGGAAAAAUCAAUGCCAACAGAAGUUUUGAAGGUCUGUCAGUUUCUGAAUCUGCCAAGCUGUGCUCCUACAUGCACUUCCGUGACGCGAUCUGCCUCCAGGAGAAGAGCCUGCUCCAAAAAGCCAACCUUGACAAGGCCAUUGAUUUCAUGGACACCUUGGAGGAAGAUAUUCCUAAAGGAUCAUGGAGUUUGCAGUUUGAGCGCGGCAGUGGGCUGGUGACCCUCAGGAGUCUACUGUGGUUAGGUUACGUCUUCUACCACGUGCCCGGCACUCACAUGUACGGAUCUUGUUAUGUUGGCAAUGGAGAGAAGAAUCUAGACCUUCCAUUCAUGUUGUGAGGGCGUAAAAUGACUGUGUAACCAUCGUAAUCAGUGAAGAGACCUCAUGUUAGGAAGUCCUGAUUCAUUGUCAAAGGCUUCUCAUUGUUACUUGUACAUAUCCCUAUUUACUAUGAAAAAAUUAUGAAAAUCCAUUAAAUUAUUCUAAUUUCA
Magallana angulata is the source of this 1069-nucleotide messenger RNA. Its product is annotated as radial spoke head protein 9 homolog. The transcript has 5 exons. Bases 89 to 916 code for a protein of 275 amino acids. Lineage: Eukaryota; Metazoa; Mollusca; Bivalvia; Ostreida; Ostreidae. The record is from RefSeq and is a predicted model, not a curated record. Gene Ontology annotation, biological process: cilium movement involved in cell motility; motile cilium assembly; axoneme assembly. Gene Ontology annotation, cellular component: radial spoke; axoneme.